Messenger RNA from Colletes gigas, 445 nucleotides. RefSeq lists its product as uncharacterized. The transcript is spliced from 3 exons. The record is from RefSeq and is a predicted model, not a curated record. Bases 31 to 402 code for a protein of 123 amino acids. NCBI's taxonomy places the organism in Eukaryota, Metazoa, Arthropoda, Insecta, Hymenoptera, Colletidae.
ACGAUCACCGACUCGUUCCAAGCCUUCGUUAUGAGAUACUUUUCGUAUCUCGCGGUUGUCGUGAUCUGUGAAGCGGCAAGACUUCCCAGAGGAUCGGAUCAGACCUACUUCCCGAACUUCCAGAGCAUUUAUCAUGGCAACGGUGCCACUAGCUACCAGAACGUACGAAUCGGUGAACCAGAAAUACCGCAUCUCGAAGACUAUAAAACGCAAGAUGGAAACCUAGAUCUAGGAAACGCUUACGACGAAGAUCAGCCGGCUGGUAUCCAGCAGAAUUUCGUGGACCAUUUGGCGGAAGAUCCGUUCGAGGAGGUAACGACGAACGACUUGGACCUCGAGCACCGGCACAGUCUUCCUCAAGAUUACGACCGAUUUAACCACGAGCACGAUUACGAGUAUUAGUUACUGGAAUAUGAUAUCGAAAUCGUAAUUUAAUUUCAUUUCU